AUGAUAGAAUACACCAUUAGAGAUGAUAUUGCGUUGGAUGGAAUUUCCACAGACUUGGAUCCUGCAGAGAAGGUUCGAAUCCCAAGCGUUGCCCAGCAUCUCCUGGCAGUGACUAUGUCUAGUGGAUGGGGCAGUGCAUGCGCCUCUGCAUUUGUCUUCCUCGUUUACAGUCCAACUCGGGAUCGUUGUGUCAAGACGUCUAGUCGAGACUGGCUGGAGAAGCAGUUCAGCACACACUCACACGAGUUGGUCACUGCUCCCAUGCACCUCUCGACAUCUGCAUGGGCUGGGGUGGAGCAAUCUGGCGAGCGUAACCCUCGAGUCAUCGUUGAGACGCUGUCGGGGACUGUAGUUGUGUCUGCGAGGUCAGAGGUGUUUGUCGCGGCCAUUUCGAGAUGGUUUGACUGUGUUGGGGUGCCAGGUGGUGCGGGUGCACGACAGACCACCUGUAGACCGGGUUUGCGCCUGCCCCCUUCCUCCCAGACCCAGACAUUGGUACCCCCAAGACGGGUUUGGGAGGCUGAAAAAGUGAGACGAAACGAAUAA
Molecule: messenger RNA, 546 nt
Organism: Protopolystoma xenopodis
Lineage: Eukaryota; Metazoa; Platyhelminthes; Monogenea; Polystomatidea; Polystomatidae
Source: the annotation of a GenBank genome assembly